AUGUCAAUUCCAGUUCCGUUCGAUAAGGAGAACUUUAUGCACGUGUUGAGCGCUCAGGUUGACGAAGCAAGCCCGGAGGUAGCUCACGUUCAGAAGUUUCCCACCUCAAGAAGAGUACACCGUCGGGUCACGGACACGUCCCGAUGCCAGGCCGAGCUCGAACUGUGGGCAGCAGAGCGUAAGAUCCAGCUAGGAAACAUGAUUCCUGAUUGCGAUCGCUUGGAAGUCCUACAGGUAUUGUGGACAUACCGCGACCUAGAAUCCACUAGUGUAGACGACAUGGGGCCACCUACGGAUCUCAUCCUUCACAGAACAAGUGUCAAGGCCGGCACACCACCAUAUAAGGCAAAGGCAAAACGCCUUGCUCAUGACAAGGAGUGGUGGUUACGGAAGAUCGUGCUUCAAGGCAUAGAAGCAGGGAUGUACGAACGCACAACAGUGGCCAAUAGAAAGCUCUCGAACUGGGGAGCUGAUGCAGUGCUAGUAAAGAAGGAGGGCAAAGACGAACCACGCCUUACCUUCAAUUACCAUUACGUCUACGAAGAACUACCAGGAAAUCAAAUGGAGCUAUCAUCAAGAGCCCACGCUUUUCUAGGACUACCGAGCCAUAAGGUCUUCUCCGCGUUUGAUCUAAAGAACGCAUAUUAG
This is a messenger RNA of Aureobasidium pullulans EXF-150, 648 nucleotides long. RefSeq lists its product as uncharacterized. The record is from RefSeq and is a predicted model, not a curated record. The coding region runs from base 1 to 648 and encodes 215 amino acids. Lineage: Eukaryota; Fungi; Ascomycota; Dothideomycetes; Dothideales; Saccotheciaceae. The transcript has a single exon.